Molecule: messenger RNA, 2532 nt
Organism: Trypanosoma grayi
Lineage: Eukaryota; Euglenozoa; Kinetoplastea; Trypanosomatida; Trypanosomatidae
Exons: 1
Coding region: 1-2532 (843 amino acids)
Source: RefSeq, a predicted model, not a curated record
AUGGCAACAGCGGCGGCGGCAACUCGGGGAAGAGGGGGGCAUGCCUUCUCCGCGGACGGCGCCUAUCUCAUCCUUGUGGAUUGCUGCAGCAGCAACAGCAGUCACCGCAUCAGCACGGCUUUCCAGCUCGCGGCAGAGCUUCUGCGCUGGCCGAAGGCGGUGGCGGCGCAGGUAUACCGCGAUGGCUGCCCAGCACUGCCGCCCAUCCCCGUCGCUAACAAGUACUUCGCCACGCGCGUGCAUGUUGUGCUUGCCGACACCACCNCUCUGCACGCGGCAGCGGACGACGACGACAGCGGCGAUGCGUGUGGUGUGUCACGGUUGCUGCGGAACUUCCCCAGCGCUGUUGGCUGCGUGCUCGUCGUGGACGCGUCGAUGCCCCCCGCGGCCAUGCCGCUGCACGCUGUGCCGAUGGCGUGCCUAUUUCGCGUCGUCGUCGGCGUCGGUGGCGGCGACGUGCUGCGGGAGCGCGGCGGCGUGUGGUACGACGCGUGCGUGGCGAGCGGCUACGAGUACGUGCCACACGGAGACGCGUACGAAGUGGUGCCGGCAGGAGUGGAGGCGCAUGGUCUCCUCGGCGGCGAUCACAGCGGCGCGGCGCGACUGUGCCAGGUCCUUCACAAUACAAUGUGGCCAGAGGCCUCGCGUGUGCCACACAAUAACACCAGCAGCAGCAGCAGGAGCGGAGGCGAUGUCGCUGGCAUGCGCGCAUCGAAGCGUGGUGUCACCUCGAUGAAUCUCGUUGCUGUUGUAAGCGCCUCGGGUGUGGAUGUCGUGCGUUGGCUUGCGGCUGCGUGCACGGACUGUCGCUUCUUCACAGCACUGUCUCCCCUGCAGGCGGCGGGGCGGGUGGGGACUGCGACGGGCAACGCUGACGACAACGAUAGGAAGAAUAACACGGCGGCCCUGACGAUUGCGAACAGGUACUACGCGGCGACGCUGGACGUGUUCUGCGUGCACCCUGCCCUCUGCGCACCCGUCAUGGCAGAUCUCUUUAUGGCGCAGUACGCCGACAGGCGCCCGCAGGUGGCUGUUCUCUGCUGGCCACCAACAGAAGCAGCAGCAACAGGAGGAACAAACGUGCUAAUGAGAGAGACGGCUUUGGAGCAGCAGCAGCAGCAGCUGCCGCUGCCGCUUAUUGUCGACCAGCUUCGGCGUUGGGGAGCAGCGGACUGUGUCAUCGUCGCCGAUGGUGAAUCUUCUCUAUCGCCUUUCGAGGCGCAGUACUGCAUGGAACAGUCGAUUGAAGUCAUCUGCACGAGCGUUGACGACGCCGCUACGCAAGGGGACGCGUGUGAAGUCGGCCCCACCGGCGCCAACCGUCUUGCGGAGGUCCUCCACUCUGUCGAGUGGCCAGAGCGAACAGCCAUACCAACGCUGCGGCCAGCGAAGGCGACGAAUGGCGUGUUGCUGUGGGCAUGUGCGCCGACGGCUGCUGCAGAGGAGUCGCUGCUACACGAGGCACUCGCCGCGUGUCUGCCGGAUUCCUCCAGCCGGUGCACUGCAACACUUCUGUCGAUGCAAUCACCCGGUCUAGGGGCGCCGGUGAUGACAACGGGUGUGCGCAACAAGUACUUCGAGGCGACUGCUGGCAUUUACUGUUUUGGUGGCGCACGCAGUGCCGUCAUGCUGGAGUGUGAGCCGACCAUCGAGCAGUUGCGCGCGUUUGGUGUUGUGGUUCUCGUCACGACGGCGGAAGCGGUGCGUGAGGCAGCGAUGCGCAGCAGAGUGGGGGCGGCGCUGGAGAAGUGCGGUGCCGCCCAGCGUGCUGCUGCUUUGGGCUCCGGGUGCAGCUCGUCGUCCCUUAUCUUGGAGGACGAACAGCAAGGGGCGGAGAUGACGCGACGGUUGUGUGUGGCGGCGGAGGCGUCGGUGGAGCAUCUGUGGUAUGUCGUUGAUGGCGACGGAUCAAAUGACGCAUUCAUAACAAGCGUGGAGGAGUUGCUGCUGCAGCUGCACCGGGAGGAAGAGCUAGAAGGGGACGAUGGAGCAGGUGAUGCGUCUUGCAAUGAUGCAGCUGGUGGCGCAGCAUUACCUGCGGAGGGUGAUGACGACAACAGCAGCAUCACAGGUGAGAUGUUUGCCUGGACGCCCGUCGAGGUGGUGUACGGCGUGGGUGGGGAGGGGAUUGGCGCGGCGCGGCUGCAGGAGGUGCUGCAGCAGCACGUGUGGCCGAACCGUAAGAUGCUGCAUGGCACCAGCAAGAGCACAACACUCGUCAGGGAGACGAAUGAGGAAAGCAGAAAAGAGGCAGUGGAGGAUGCGGUUGAGGUCGCGGUCCCACCGGUUGCCGGCUGCGAGCUCCCACCGGAAUAUCUUGUGGACCCACUCACGCAGAAGUCUGAGCGCGUUGCGGCGCUGGCCGUGACGAGUGGUGCACCACUGGACGAGCAGCAGCAGGAGCAGUUGGUGCAGUGGAUGGAUAGGAUGAAGCAGCACGGCCACAGGUUGUCCCGCGCUCUGCGGCAGCAGCAGGCGGAGGUGCUCGCAAACAAGUUGGGUGAACAUCUGGGUGCAGUGGGCGAGCCGUGA